CCAAUAGCAAUGCUGUACAAGUAUAUCAUGCUCGAUCAAGUAAACUGCGGUUGGCCGAUGACCCGGCACGAUGACUGCCUUGGUCUCAUCCAAAUAAAGCACAUUGUUGAUAUUGUCAAUCCUCCUGCGUACCUGUACAAGAUUCCUUCCAGGAGCACAGACCCAUCUCGGGCUCCGUACAACCAGGCUCUUUUGUAAAUGGCUUUCUGCUUACAAGUACAAGGCCUUCAGAACGGACUCCAGACGGCCGCAGCAUCCGCAUCGUCGAAGAAAAGAGCUUCGGCCAUGGUGCCUUUCAGCAAGCCCAUAGGCUCAUGGUGAGCCGCAGAGCAAAGGAACCCGGAUAUCUUGGUGGAGAGUAACAUUGAAGUCAAACGGCAUCGUGAUGGUUUUUGGCCAAUGGCUGCCAAGCAUGGCCCUUCGGCGUAUGCGUCACACAGACGAAGAUGCCCUUUGGUUCCUCAGCUGGCGAAUGGCUUGUUAGUGCCAGCGACUGGGAUCCUGCCCGUGUGCAAAAGUUCUUUUCCAGCCCAGCGCUCGGCCUCGUGUCUUUUCUCCCCGAGCACUCCAGUAUAUGUACAUGUUGUGCCGUAUAGUACUGUAGAUAGCAUAGCCACCCAUUACGUGAAACGACAUUGUAAUCGUCAGCAUGUGUCCAAUGGUAUUUUUUUCUUCUUCUUCUUUUUCUUCUGUUUCUUCCUUCUUACCUAGUACAAGUAGUCCAAGUGGCGCCCAACGCAAUCGUCGUGUUAGGGCAUAUCAAGCUGAGCGGCUUUCGGCACUAAGCCAACCCGGCAAAAAGCCUCAAAAUAGCACACUAUGGCUGGCCUUUGGACUUGAAAUGAGCAUAAAAAAUUACUAGGGAUAAAAUGCAUGGCCAUGACUCUUGUGAUUUCAAUUUCACCAAAACGAAGACAUGAUCGCCAACGCUUGCACUCGAACGGUGGAGAAAGAGA
Molecule: messenger RNA, 956 nt
Organism: Trichoderma atroviride IMI 206040
Lineage: Eukaryota; Fungi; Ascomycota; Sordariomycetes; Hypocreales; Hypocreaceae
Source: RefSeq, a predicted model, not a curated record